CCACUACUCCACGACGGGGCAAAACGGGCAUUACGCCCACUUCUCUCUGAUUUCACCAGUAUAACUACCCUCUCUGGCUCUCUCCCCCCCUCAACAAAAGCUCUCGGCGCUUAUUAAGUCUUGACGAUUUAUCAUUCCAUUACAUCCACACCUGCGAUGGAGUACGAGCGCGGUGGCGGAGGCGGCCGCGGCCGCGGGCGGGGCCGUGGAGGCGGCGGAGGAGGAGGGCGCGGAGGUGGCGGCGGAUACGGGCGGCAGCACGGAGGCGGCGGCGACGCCCGCGGAGGCCGAGACGAGUACGGCGGCGGAGGAGGAGGGUACGGAUACGACGAAGGAGAAGGCUAUGGCGGGGGUCGUAGAGGCGGCGGCGGAGGGUACGGGUACGACGUAGGGGGCCGUAGAGGCGGCGGCGGCUACCACCAAGGGCCUCGCGGAGGCUAUGGCACGGGCGGCGGCGGCUACCACCAAGGGCCUCGCGGAGGCUAUGGCACGGGCGGCCGCGGCGGAAACGCGUGGGCGCCGGCUCCUGGCGCGGGGAGAGGUCGCGGAGUUGGCGGUGGCGCGGCCGAGUACGCCCCCGUCAGGGGGCCAGCGCCCGCGCAGGCGCCGGUGGCGAGUCCGCUUGCGCCCAAGGACAAGGAGGCGCCGCGUUCGUCGGGAUCCGUCGAACGCAUCGCAUCCAGCGAAAUGGCCAGAGUAGAACCAAUAGGAUCAACACUAGCUGCCACAUCUUCUGUUAAUACACGUGUGCCAAUGCAGAGACCUGAUUCUGGAGGUUCAUUAUCUCAAGCAACGGUUAAACUUUUGGUGAAUCACUUUAUUGUCAGCUACCGAAAGGUGACAACUAUUUUUCAUUAUGACAUAAACAUCAAGCUUGAUGAAGCUUCGUCUAAUGCUUCGGGCAAAGAGCUAUCCAAGGCAGAAUUUCUCUCUGUCAAGGAUGAGCUCUUCAGGGAAAGCAGUUUACGGCGUCUUUCCUCAUGUGUUGCUUAUGAUGGUGGAAGAAAUCUGUAUACUUCUGCUGAACUGCCUGCAGGUUUAUUUCGUGUGAGAGUUCGAUCAAAGACCUACAUUGUAUCAGUAGAUUUGAAGAAGCAGCUGCCAUUAAGUCAACUCUCAGAUUUACCUGUGCCUAGAGAGGUCUUGCAGGGCCUUGAUGUUGUUGUGCGUGAGGCCUCAAGAUGGAACAAGAUUAUCCUUGGUAGAGGAUUUUACUCACCAAGCAGCAGUAUAGACAUUGGGCAGGGUGCUGUAGCUAUGAAAGGAACCCAGCAGUCCCUUAAAUCCACUCAGCAAGGGUUGAUCCUGUGUGUUGACUAUUCUGUCAUGCCGUUUUACAAAGCUGGACCGGUGAUGGAUCUUGUUCAGAAAUUAGUGAGGUACCUUGAUUAUCGGACAACUUUGAACAAGAGGCAAAUGGAAAAUCUGGUUGAUGAGCUUAAAGGCCGACGUGUAACUGUGAUUCAUCGGAGGACUAAUCAGAAGUACACAGUGCAAGGUUUGACACCCUUACCUGCCAGCCAGAUGACCUUUGUGGAUGCUGAAUCCGGCCAAACACGGAGGCUCGUGGAUUAUUAUGCUCAGAAACAUGGCAAGGUGAUUGAGUAUCAGAUGCUGCCAUGCUUGGAUUUGAGCAAGAGCAAGGACAAACCGAAUCAUGUUCCAAUUGAGCUCUGCACUCUUCUUGAAGGACAGAGGUUUCCAAAAGCAAACUUGAAUCAGAAUUCUGAGAGGAUACUAAAAGGAAGUGCUCUAAUCCGUGCAUCUGACCGGAGGAAGGAGAUUCAAAACUUGGUGAAUGCUUCGGAUGGACCGUGCAGAGGAGAAAUUGCACAGCAAUUUGGGAUUUCCUUGGAUGUACGAAUGACAGAAGUCACGGGUAGGAUCCUUCCUCCACCAAACCUCAAACUUGGGGCAUCCAAUGGGCAGACCUCCAAAUUGAGUAUCGAUCAUGGCUGCCAGUGGAAUCUUGUGAAGAAGAGACUAGUAGAGGGCCGGGUUCUUCAGUGCUGGGGCAUCGUCGACUUCAGUGCUGAGCCGUCUGGCUCUGGCGCCCGUCAGGAGCCCCUCGAUACAAGGAUGUUUGUUGAGAAGAUUGUGAGGAAGUGCUGUGAGCUUGGUAUCCGUAUGAACCCUAAUCCAUGCUUCGUGCACAUAACAAGGAUGGCAGUGCUCUUCGAUCCACAUGGACUACAUGAAGAGCUAAACAAAGCAAAACAAGCUGCAGUGAGCAAGAAGCAGAGGUUGCAGCUCCUUUUCUGCCCGAUGUCCGAGCAGCAUUCGGGGUACAAGACACUGAAGCUGAUUUGUGACACACAGCUGGGGAUCCUGACCCAGUGUUUACUGAGCGACCGCGCAAACAAUCGAAAGGGACAGGACCAGUACAUGACGAAUCUUGCUCUAAAGAUCAACGGCAAGCUUGGGGGCAGCAACGUUCAGCUGUUUGACUCGCUCCCACGGGUCGGUGGUGGGGUACCUUUCAUGUUCAUCGGUGCUGACGUUAACCACCCGUCCCCCGGUAACGUGGAGAGCCCAUCGAUCGCAGCCGUGGUCGCCUCUGUCAACUCUGGUGUCAACAAGUAUGUGACCAGAAUCCGUGCCCAGCCGCACCGCUGCGAGGUGAUCCAGCAGCUUGGUGAGAUCUGCCGGGAGCUCAUUGGAGUCUUUGAGAAGCAGAACCGCGUGAAGCCGCAGAAGAUCAUCUACUUCCGUGAUGGCGUGAGCGACGGGCAGUUCGAUAUGGUCCUGAACGAGGAGCUGGCUGACCUGGAGAAGGCGAUCAAGGUGAAUGGCUAUGCGCCAACCAUCACCGUGGUCGUGGCCAAGAAGCGGCACCACACUCGGCUGUUCCCCAGGGACGAACAGCAGCCGCAGACGAAGACCGGGAACGUGCCGCCUGGCACGGUGGUGGACACGGGCGUGGUGGACCCGUCCGCGUACGACUUCUACCUGUGCAGCCACACUGGGAUUCUGGGGACGAGCAGGCCGACGCACUACUACACCCUGGUGGACGAGCACGGCUUCGGCUCCGACGACCUGCAGAAGCUGAUCUACAACCUGUGCUUCGUGUUCGCGCGGUGCACCAAGCCGGUGUCGCUGGCGACGCCCGUCUACUAUGCCGACCUCGCGGCCUACCGUGGCAGGCUCUACUACGAGGCUGCCAUGAUGGCGUCCCAGGCCCAGCGAGGGGGGUCCUUUGACGUCACUAACUUCCCGAGGCUGCACAAGGAUGUGGAGGACAACAUGUUCUUCAUCUGACACAAGUUUUUUUUUUUUUUUGCCGGUGUCGUGGCGCAAGUUCGGGUCGAUUUUGCUGUGUGGCAACGUCGCAUUGUUUUUAUGCUGUUGCCUUUUUUUGCUUGCUGGUCGUAGUGCCACUGUGUGUUGUUGAAGUCGCUGGUUUGAAACUGCAGUCAGUUAACUGUACGCGUCCUGCUUUGUUUU
This is a messenger RNA of Zea mays, 3444 nucleotides long. RefSeq lists its product as uncharacterized. Gene Ontology annotation, molecular function: RNA binding; protein binding. The transcript has 3 exons. The record is from RefSeq and is marked validated. NCBI's taxonomy places the organism in Eukaryota, Viridiplantae, Streptophyta, Magnoliopsida, Poales, Poaceae. Bases 157 to 3258 code for a protein of 1033 amino acids.